Camellia sinensis is the source of this 768-nucleotide messenger RNA. RefSeq lists its product as uncharacterized. The record is from RefSeq and is a predicted model, not a curated record. NCBI's taxonomy places the organism in Eukaryota, Viridiplantae, Streptophyta, Magnoliopsida, Ericales, Theaceae.
AUGACUUUGUGGAGUGGGAAUGAACAAUUCUUAUGCAAGUUGUUUCAAUUGACAUUUGGGAAAAUAGCGUCGGAUUGGUUUCUCAAAUUACCGAAGGGAUGUGUGAAGAGCUGGGAAGGCCUGGUCGAGAUGUUUGUGGCUAGGUUUGUUACAAACAGAUUACAGCCACUAAGGGUAGGUUUCCUAUUGGCUUGGAAGAUAAACGAUGGCGAAGGCCUUAGGGUUUCUGCCAAGAGGUACUACGAGGUUUACAACUGGAUCCCAUCUUGUAACCAGAAACUUGCAAUCGUGUCUUUCAAGAACGGCUUAAAAGAUGAUUGCCCGCUUCGACAAUCCCUUAAAAAGACCCUUCCAAAGAACAUGGAGAAGCUCAUGGUAAGGAUUGAGAAGUACGCGAGGGCAGAAGAAAACAGGAAAGCAAAGAAGACGGGUACAAUAAAGCAGGAGAAGAGAAAUGGCUCACCCAAGUGUAGUCGAGGCAAUAUUGGCACCGACAGACCGGAGCCAGGGUUGAAGGCUAUGCAGGCCGUAAGCAUAGUUUUCAAGAUCCCCAUUUAUAGGGUCUUGGAAAGGAUAAAAAAUCAGCCAUACUUUAGGGCACUGCAAAAAACCUUGGGGGAGUACAUGGACAGGAACGUCGGGAAGAAUUUUGCCUACCAUGAUAAGAAUGAGCACAUGACUCUAGGGUGCAGGGCCUUGAAACAACACCUGGAGGAUCUGGUCAAACAGGGACACCUGAGAGACUUGAUAGACGAAGCAAAAACAUAA